GUCGGUACAUGCUUCGAAGCAUUGAUGAUUCGAAUCCCGAGGUUUGAAAACACCACACCACCACAAAGGACAGCAACAGAAAAAGACAACUUUCAGUUUCAGGACUAAAACGUUUAUUGAACUCACUAGCAAGUCAUGCUCCUUAUAGAUCCAUGUCUUUACAUUGGGACUGCAGCUGACCUCAAUGACAGCCAAGCACUGGUCCAGGCAGCUGUCACUCAUAUCCUGUCUGUGGACUCAGUAGACCCCACCUCUCUGCUUCCUGCUGAUGGGACAUUCUGCAGGAAAUGGGUAAAUGUAUUGGAUGAAGUAACAUCUGACCUCCUAAGUCACAUGGAUGACUGCUAUCUGUUUAUUCGGGAAGCUGUUGAUGGAGACGGGGCUGUACUUGUUCACUGCCAGGCCGGGCGGAGUCGUAGUGCUACUGUUGUAACUGCUUAUCUAAUGAAGAGAUACCAGCUGGACUUCACUGAGGCGUACCACAGACUGAAAAGUGUCAAAUGUGAUGUACAGAUCAACAGAGGUUUUGAAGAGCAGCUUCAUCUCUAUGAGAGCAUGCAGUGUGAAGUGGACAUGUCUAGUCCUCUGUACAAACAGUACAGACUGACCAAGCUCACUGAGACAUACCCUGAACUGCAGCGCAUUCCCCGGGAGGUUUUUGCUGUUGACCCCGCUCACUCCAGCUCCCUUGAAGUGUCCUACAGAUGCAGGAAAUGCAGACGCACUCUUUUCCGCGGUUCCAGUAUUCUGAGUCAUACAGUAGGAGAUGGAGCUUCAGCUUUCAGGCACAAGAAGUCCAGCAACCUCUCUGGAGAUGUCCAGUGCACAUCAUACUUCAUUGAACCCGUCCAGUGGAUGGAACAAGCACUGCUUGGAGUGAUGGAUGGUCAGCUGCUUUGUCCGAAGUGUAGCUCGAAGCUGGGCUCAUUCAGCUGGUGUGGUGAUCAGUGUUCGUGCGGCCGCUGGGUCACUCCUGCCUUCCAGCUGCACCGUAAUAGAGUGGACCAGAUACAGCAACUCAAAAUGCAUAAAUAACACACGCACACACACUGUGACACAUUGAUGCACUCUGCAGGCAGAAGAUAUACACACUUGGUGACACAUCACUACACAGUCACUUAAUAUAUGACAAUGACUUUUUGCAAACUUUUGUUACACAAAAUUAAUAAAUAAAUACAU
This is a messenger RNA of Thalassophryne amazonica, 1179 nucleotides long. RefSeq names its product dual specificity phosphatase 12 (gene dusp12). NCBI's taxonomy places the organism in Eukaryota, Metazoa, Chordata, Actinopteri, Batrachoidiformes, Batrachoididae. The transcript is spliced from 8 exons. The coding region runs from base 136 to 1035 and encodes 299 amino acids. Gene Ontology annotation, molecular function: protein tyrosine/serine/threonine phosphatase activity. The record is from RefSeq and is a predicted model, not a curated record. Gene Ontology annotation, biological process: protein dephosphorylation. Gene Ontology annotation, cellular component: nucleus.